Messenger RNA from Dendronephthya gigantea, 2460 nucleotides. RefSeq lists its product as uncharacterized. Bases 48 to 827 code for a protein of 259 amino acids. The transcript is spliced from 7 exons. Lineage: Eukaryota; Metazoa; Cnidaria; Anthozoa; Malacalcyonacea; Nephtheidae. The record is from RefSeq and is a predicted model, not a curated record.
CGAUUAAGUUCUCAGAGAAUCCAGCGAUAUUUAAUGAAUCUGUAAACAUGACUUGUUCAUCACAUGGGCUUCCGGCACCAAGAUACGUGAUAUACUAUAACGAUAGUAUAGUCGUUGCAAGUAUGAUGACGUACACUAUAUCUCGAGUAAACUGGACUCAUGCAGGAACCUACAAAUGCGUUGCAAAUAAUGCUUUCAAAAAUGAUUCUGCUUCCGAAUUUUUAAAUGUAACAAAACCUACAAAAUCGUCAACAACAAUCAAGCCAUCGUUAACAACAAGAGCAGCAAUACCAAGCUCGAGCAUUCUAAACGGAAGAGGUAAUAACCAAGGUGGUGAUGAUGAUGAAGAUGGACAUUCAGAAGGUUUAGGCACUGGUGAAAUUGUGGGAAUAGCUGUUGGUGUGGUGGCGUUCUUAGUACUCGUUUGUUGCUUGAUUUUUUACUGUAAAUACAAAGAAAGAGACAAUAAAAGCGUGAAUCCAAACGGCUCAAAAGUGAUCACAAACCACUACGAACUGGAGGAAGAUCAGUUGGAAGGAGGUGGAAACACAUACGAUACGGCAAAACCACCCGAUAAGGGUGAAGGAUCGCAGAACAAUGCAGAACAGAAGCCGCCCGGAGACUCUCUCCCCCCCGUCUAUGCCUCUGUGAAUAAAGACAACAGACAAGGCAACACGUUGUAUGCAUCUCUGGACUCUGAGGCGCUGAAAAGACCAUCACAGAAGAAACCAACGGAAAACCAACCUAAAAAUGUACCAACUGAGUAUGCCAGCAUCGACUUCAUGAAGACCGCGAAGACACCAAAUGAUGACAGUGUUUCAACCUAAAUGUGGAUAGCGAAGAGAAAGAUGAUUUGAGUGAGAUGUUAAAUACGAAAUAGACCUUUAAUGAUUAUAGUCUAGUUUGAAGUUAUCGAUUACCGAUCACACUUUGAGUGCAUGAACAUAGAUUGUGUAGUUUUUGAUUAAAUAUUUUGUAGUUUUCCACGGUGGGGAGCCUCGCCGUUGUAUGCACGUUCCUGUAGUGAGCAUAUAUAUAUAUAUAUAGAGUAGGUUGUAAGACAAAAUAUUCAAGGGUAUAAAAUAUAAAAUAUAAAAAGGGUAUAUUAAUGGGUAUAAAAUAUACCCGUAGUUAAACUGCAGAAAAUAUAGAAAUCAUUUAUAAGUAGAAAGUCUUACAUUUCAUACCUUGUGUGAAAUUUUCAAUAAUGUUUUUGCAAAAUUGGCCAAGCCAACAGCUUUCAUUUUCAUAGUCACAAGAGACACUAAAGUAAACGUUUUUAAAUGCAUGCAAUCCUAAAUGUUUCACAAUAGACACUAAAAUGCAUGUCCUUAGAAUGAAAUUCCGCAGCAAAUAUCUUUUAAUAUAUAAAAUUUAUCUGUUUAAUAAGUCGUCCGUCGUUUAAAAACGGCGGGAAAUAACGAUAAGCAUAUCUUGUUUGGCACAUUUUUAGUAGGGGGAAGAAUGGUGCAUGAUAAUUGUUAACUAUAAUGUUUGUAGACGCUUUCCCAAAAUCUUGUCAAUUAAAAAAUUGGUUCAGAAAAAGGUUUGAUUGAUGACAUUGAUUCUCUAAUGGUGAAAUCAAUGGUGUUAUACCUGCAUGCAAUCUGAUUGGCCUCAUGCAGAGUUAUUUCCAAAUCCAAGAUUAUUCUGACCACAGAAUAUAAACACGCCUUGAUGCUUGCAAAUAUGCCAGUAAUAUUGCUCAAAAGAGUUUGGUAAAGUUUUGACUGAAAAUAAUGAAAAUGGUAUUGUAAUUAUACAUUUCCCUCGAUAUCACAUAAGUAUAUAAACACACGCAGUAGUCUGCUUUCUUAAAGAUCGUAGCAUUUUGGUAACAUGAAAAACAGAGUAUAUUUAUGAAUGUUUUUCUGUUAGGUUUAUAUAUGUGUGUAUAUUUGUAUAUAAUUUGUAUUGAAUAGCUAUAGUUUUGGUAUAAACGUAUAAUUAGAUAGAGUCAUAAUGUCACGCCAUAGGUUGUGAUGUGUGUAUACUUACUAACGUUUUUGCCUUUCCUUACUUCGACCAAUUUAUGUUCCCUGGUUCGCACGGGAUCCUCCAUGGUUCAUACUUGUCCUAUAAUGACUGGCUAACAUGCAUCAACUGUAACAGUUUCUAUGGUGGAGUAAAAAUUUUCCAUGAAAGCUAAAGCAGUGAGAGUUAUUAAACAUUAUCAGCAACGUGCUGCUUGAUAUAAUAGAUACAGUUUGUGAUUGCCGGCCCCUUGGUUUUUUGAAACACGGGAUAAAGUCAAUUUUUUAUCAUUGCUGAAAACUCUUGCUUGCGCCGUUGAAAGCAUGUUCAUUUUAACCAGAUUUGAAAACAUAUGGCGGAAAAUGUUAGUAAGUUAUCGAAUAUAUUUUAGAUUAAAGAAAUGCAUGCAAGAUAUAAUAAUGUAUAAUUAUAACGUAGAAAUUAAGUGCAUCAUAAUUUGCACAAUAUAGCUAUACACUAGAUAUA